AUGAGUGGCAUGCCCAACAAUGGCGGCCGGGUCGCCCUGCUGCUCGAAGGAUGCUACAGCGAGGCCAUGGCGGCCAAUAUGGUCGCUGGCUGUGUGGAUAAUCUUCGCGGUUUCCUCGCUGAGCCACUGCAUCCGCUCAUGAUUGCCUUAGCCGACGAGAUGCGCAAGUGUGGGAACGUUUUCCUUCGUAUUCUCGAACAGGCUCGAACACACCCAGGUCGUGUACCAACCAUGUUGGGCUAUCUUGACAUUCUAUUGCCUAGCUUUCAAAAGAGCGUUGACGACAUCCGCACUCACUAUGAAGACAAGACCAAGAACAAAGAGAUCCGCUGGCGCACCAUGUACCACAAGAUGACGGAUGAGGCUGGCGGCAUUCAUUUGCCGCAACGGUUCAGCCUUUAUUAUCAGUUCCUGCUUCUCAUGAGCCAGAUGUUGAUAAGAUCUCCGCAAUUCGACAUGAACGCCAUGGAGGCCCUGCAAAAUCGCGUCUGCCAACUCCGUGAAAAGCAGGGCAUCAAGUCUCCUCCGUCACCGGCCGGUCCUCUUGUCAUGUCCGCAGCAGCAGCUGUAUUCCGAGACAGAAGCCUCCAUUGGGCCGAAGACAUUUUUUCCCGGCCAUUGCCUUCCCGGACGCCCCUCAAACACCUCAAGUUCUCGGAAUGCUACGGUCCUUGGAAGGACGCUAUCGUGCCGAAAGAAGCCCGGAUUUUGUUUCGGCGUUCGUUUGACCAGGAUCGCCUCACCAUCUUGGCGUUUAUUAACCCGUUUGACCGUUGUCCCUACCUGGUUGUUCGCAGCCUCGAUACAGGCACCAACAUGUCUGCCUUUUCGAUAUAUGGCGUGCACGAGCUGUGCAUUGAGCGUGAUGGCAGCUGCCUCGUCAUCAAACGUUGGAGUCAUACGGAAAACACCUCUAAGUUGUGGGUAUUGCUUUACUUUCUUACUUGGGAGGAGCUAGUUCUCUUUCACUGUACCUUUGUUGCCAUGAAAUUUGAGGGUCCUACGGGAGCGGUCCACCCGAUCGAACUCAAUAUCAGCCGGGAGAAGCGCCUAUUCCAAGCGCACUCUCUUCUCGUCUACCAGGACACGAAAACACGGGCUCUACGUUUGCAUGCCACCGUUUGGGACGGCUCAUUGCGACGCUGCCCUGUCUGGACUGCAUUCAUCACAAACCAGUCUCUGUCGCCAAACUGGCUAGUACGGAAAGACAGGAAUCGCAUCCUUGUCAAAGACAUUGAGCUAUACGUGUUUUGCAACAGUUACCGGCCCGAACAUAUGAGGCAGAACAAGUACAAUGCGCUCGAACUAGACUUUUUCACUGAAGAAGCCCAGGAAAGCUUCAGGGGGCUAUUCUAUUCACCGCCGAAAGCAACGGACGGCAGUAACCCGACAGAGUCGACGGCCCCGACCGAUGACGGCGAGCGGACAGAUGCAUCAAAAUGA
Molecule: messenger RNA, 1443 nt
Organism: Sporothrix schenckii 1099-18
Lineage: Eukaryota; Fungi; Ascomycota; Sordariomycetes; Ophiostomatales; Ophiostomataceae
Exons: 4
Coding region: 1-1443 (480 amino acids)
Source: RefSeq, a predicted model, not a curated record